Sphaeramia orbicularis (orbiculate cardinalfish) is the source of this 2136-nucleotide messenger RNA. It is a transcript of the gene lzic, whose product is annotated as leucine zipper and CTNNBIP1 domain containing. The record is from RefSeq and is a predicted model, not a curated record. The transcript has 7 exons. Gene Ontology annotation, molecular function: beta-catenin binding. The coding region runs from base 245 to 814 and encodes 189 amino acids. Lineage: Eukaryota; Metazoa; Chordata; Actinopteri; Kurtiformes; Apogonidae.
AUUGACGUCCCAAUAGAAAGCACUUCCGGUUCAAGUGUCAGUGCUACCUGCGGCUGCAACAAUUUGACUAUCCAAACUCUUAAUAAUUGUUACGCGUACUUAAAAGUUGUAAUUUUCUUACAUCUGUCCGUUUUUAAGUCACAUUUGGCAUAUAUUUUAAUUAUUCUGACUUCACGAAUAUACAUGUAAGCGGGGUUUUACAAACAGAUUAGUGCAACAGUUGGAAAUAUCAUUUUUAAUAACCAUGGCCUCUCGCGGGAAAUCAGAGACUGGAAAAUUAAGACAAAAUAUGGAGGAACAACUCGACAGAUUGAUGCAGCAACUCCAGGAUCUAGAGGAAUGCAGAGAGGAAUUAGAUGAGGAUGAGUAUGAAGAGACCAAAAAGGAAACUUUGGAACAGCUGAGUGAAUUCAACGACUCUCUGAAGAAGAUCAUGACAGGAGACAUGACACUUGUGGAUGAACUCAGUGGAAUGCAGCUGGCAAUCCAAGCUGCAAUCAGCCAAGCAUUCAAAACCCCAGAGGUGAUCCGACUGUUUGCCAAGAAGCAGCCGGGACAGCUGAGAACCAGACUAGGAGAGAUGGAUCGAGAUGUCAUGGUGGGGAAAUUGUCACGGGAUGUAUACACGCAGCAGAAAAUGGAAAUCCUCACAGCCUUGAGAAAACUCGGCGAGAAGCUCACUGCAGAAGACGAGUCCUUUUUGGUGGAAAAUGCAACAGCUACUCUGAGCCAGUUUGAGAAAGUGACGGCCAACUUAGGGUCCGAGGAUAAAAUUCUGGCCUUAGCUAGCUCCGGCGUGAAAACAAAGGCGUAAUUAGACACCAACAUGUCCGUCCAAAGUCUGUGUUUGUUCUUAAGAAAACAACUGUGCCAAUCAACCGUUGAUUUUGUAAAUAACGAGUGCACUUUUAGGUGUUGCUGGAGACGCUAACACUUUUUAUUAACAGUAUUGUUUUAUACCUGGUAACUUUUGUAAAGGUCUUUUAUUCGUCCAAAUGUAGAUUAUUCCGUAGGUACUGGCAUGUGAUUGGUUAAAUAUGAACACGUACAUGAAUGUAGAGGAUAGUCCAGGCACAUCUUGGAUUCUGUUCUCUUGUGAUUUGUGCUGUAUUUUCUUGUUGUGUCCAUCAUAAAACCAGAAAGAUAAUUGCUGGUGUUUUAAGGCUGUUUGAGUGACUGCAUCAGAUGUUCAGGAUGAAUUUUGAUUUUAAGUGAUUUGUGCUGUGAAUAGAACUGUGGAGAAAUAACAGAAAUGCCAUAAAACUGUAGACAGACAGAUUAUAAUAGCAGAAAAGUGGCAAAGUAGGUACACAAGGUCUUAAAAUGACUCUCUGUACUGCCCUCGAAUAUAAAGAAUCACGAACGUCAUGAAAUUCCAAAUUAUUAUCAGCAGAUAUUUAAGAAUAAGCCUUAAAUGACAAUAUUCAACAAAAAAUUGGAGUAAAUUUUUCUGUCUUAAACAGUAAUAAAAUACAAUUUCACAGGAAAAUACACAGUAAAAAAUGGAUCAUAUACCUUGUAAAAUGCCAUAUUGCUGGUGUUUCUGUUAUUUUGUUCACCCAUAAUCCAUCUGUGGAUUAUCAGUAAUUUUCAGAUCUUUUUAUUUGCUUGAAUUAAAUUUAUGAGCAUCUGUAUUGCAUUUAAAAUAUCAAUAUUGUUUUUAGUCUUAAUGUUUGGGUAGUUGAAACUACAUUUGUACAGUCUUUGUUUACAGCAUAAUUUUCGCAUUAAAUUGUGAUUAUUUUUUUUUAAUAACCAAAAAUGACAUUGGAGGUGUUGCCGACUUGAAUUAUUUCACCACCAGAUGGCAGUAAAGCUUAAGGUUUACUAACAUCCCGAUUCUGUGUCAUAGCUGCGCCAACGACCGGUGAAGAAACACAAGAAAACCACAGAUUUAUACCCCAUCUCAUCAUCCUUUAUUUUGUUUACGAGCAAGCAUCGACUUCACUACAAUUUGCCUUUCAAUUGGUAGAAAAGUGAGAGCAGCUCUAACAAGCACAAAGGAAGCAUCCAACCGUCCAGAAAACAUUUUCAUCUUCCAUUUUGAGCAAAAAUUGGAAAAGAAAACAAAUGAAAAGGAAGAGAGAAAAAUAAAAGUACCCGGAGUGUCGUGGACGUGUGAAACAGAUAAUCUGA